AUGUCCACUAGUAUCCUAUUAUGCUUUCUUACUGUAUGUUGAAUGCCUGUACUUUAGUUGCAGCCUAAAUUACAUCAAUGAAUGUGUAAUAAUUGGCCUUUUCUGUAUGGAUUAAAUUGUACAGGUGAAAGUUACUAAAGUGCAUGUUGAUGGAGUUAGAAGAACAAAAGAUGAUUUUGUAUCAGGGGUUAUUGAAGACUCGGGAAUAUUGGCUGCCAAAACCAUUGAAGAGGUAUACAGUAAAUGCUUUGGAGACUAAAUUACAUCAUGCAAUAGAAUGUGAGACGUUAAGAUUGACAUCCAAACCAAAGUAUAUUCAUCACGUACUACUGUUGCACAAACAUUGCAUUUAAUGCAACAAAUUAGGGCUAUGCGCAUGCCUUUGCACACACUUCAGCUUAUCUCUUCAUUCGCCGCUGCCAAUUAACUGAUCCAGGCGAAUGAAAACAUAAGGGCCUGAUACGCAGGUUACAGGUUAUCAAUAAUUGUGAUUUAUUGCAUGCCUUGAUUAAGCUGCAAUGCAAAGUAUAUAAAACCCUUACACUAUACACAUCAUAUAUUUCAACAAAAAUUAUAAACUCAUAAAUGUCUUUCAAAAAUUCCAACACAAUAGUCUAGCUGUAGCAAAUAUUUCGUAUCUCUGACACAAUAACGUUAACGUGCAUUGCCAUGGAGCUAGAAAUACCGGUAUAGAAGGUACUUCUAGCGCAAUAAAUCAAUGGCUUUUAAAACUCUGAAGAAUCGAAAUUCCAGUGCAUUCAUCGUACACCACCACAGACCUGACAAACCCACUGACAAGCCCACCUGUGCACCUCUGGGAUUGGCCUGAUUUUCUGUCGUUUUGAAUUAGGGUCUUAGCUAGGAUUUUAGAUCUUGGGCGUGUUUCUAAAUGACCAGGGUGCAGUGUAUAUUUCUAGUUAUGCUCGCCAACAACAGAAAAUGCCUGUGGUUGUUGUAUGCUUUGCAAUCAAAUACAAGGCUACGCUCACAUUGCGUACUGACAUUAAAAUAUUAAGUUAUUUCAGCAACUCUUGGGGGUAUUUAAAACCAUUUUAAUACCAUAUGGUCCCCAUUAUCCAUCAAAACAUUAAAACAUCACAGAUCACUUUUUCCAAUUUCAACAACUACAGUAGAUUUUAGAGACUUUCUUAUGACGUAAAUAGGAAGAAUUCUGUCUGUUCUAAGUAGCAACACUUUAUUUUAUGAACCUACAGUACACGGGCUUACAGUAUAUAAAUAAUGACGCCGCGUUCAUUUUAUCUAGCCAUGUUUUGGCCGCGAUAACACGGCCAACCCGACCUCUAACUAAGACCCUGGUUUGGAUAUUUUAGUGUUUACAGGACAUGAAACCGUGGAGAUUAUCACUUACUAACUUACUUUCAUGGUAUUGCUUUUCAUGCUUGAGGAAUUCCACAUUAUAGAACACUAAAACACUGUCAUGAUUUAUUUCCCCACAGGUACUUAAAUAUAGUCAAAGAGCUAAAUCAAUAUUUGAAAAAUUAGGGAUUUUUAAAUCAGUGGACAUUUGCUUGGACAAAGAUGAAGGUAACAUAUUGUGUAUAAUGUUGUGUCACUGUAUAUAAAAGUUUCUGGAAACGAUAAAGAAACCACUGACAGUGCCUAUGUUUAUUACUUUAAUGAAUGAUAUUUAAUUAUUUAUGAAUUUUUUGGUCAGCAAUGACAGUUCAAGAAAACCUCUGUCUCCGGUAUCUUACCCCAGGUUUGAUUUUUACCCUAUCCUAGUAUCCUGCCAUUUCGAAUUUUGGAUACCUCUUUCAUUUAGUUUUGAAAGCAUGGCAACUAAAUGAUAUAAAGACUGAAAGCAAUUUGUAUCCAAAUUGUAUUCCAGGAAAAAAACCCCUCAAACAGCCCUGCCUCACCCCACUCAGUUCCUUGGGUGAGAUGCCUGCAGAGGAAGCUAACAAAUUGCAUGAAUAUAACCAUAGGAAUGUCAAGGGGGUGGGGUAAUUUUCCAAAUGAAUAUAUUACCAUCUUUCAUAGCUGGAAAUUUCUUGCAAUAUGUAGCUUACAGAAAUUUAGAGCCUAUCACUGCUUUCAUAGUUAAAAAAUAUUGUUACAGCUUUGUUUACACACUCGGUUAUUCAGCUAUCAUUCAAAGGUUUUCAGAGAUCACUGCCCCCCGAGUAUCCGCAUUUGCAUAUCAACACAACAGUACAGACAUUGCACAAUUUACCCUUUAAUUGGGAACACGCCCUGAUGUGCCCUGCUUAAUUAUUUUAGUCUGUCUAAAGCCAGACAAUAUUACUCAUCAAGGGGAGAGUGCUGCCACUCAAUGGUUAACAUACAAUAAGACAGUGCACCCAAAGAUAGCGUUCAAUUACAUACGGGGUAUAAAACAUGCUUGAGCAGUUGGCGUAGGUUGAGGCUAGUAGCGGUUGUAUUUAUAGCAGUGAACAAGUGGACGGUACAUGUGUUUAAGUAGGAAUUUCGGGCUCGGUUGGGGGCAAGUUCCGCUAAUACGUUCAGUUCGUAAGAAACGUAACAGCCUAUAUUCGCUGUGAAUUUGAACAAAAUACUUAUAGAAGGUAAAAAUAUUGGAGUAGAGGGAUAAAGAUGUUAGCAAAUUGAACAGUCACACAAUUAACUGUACUUAUUGACUGGGAUCUUUGAGAAAUAGUGUGUUUUCAUUGUUUUGUUUUGGAUCAUCACCAAUGUUGGUAGCUAUAAGACGUUAUGUUUCCCGAAGGUUUCGAUCAAAAAAUUAUUAUAUGGCAACAGCUGUGAGUCAUGAACAAUAUUUUUAUUCUCCGGUGAAUAAUAAAUUCGUUCAAUUUGACACUUCGUGUGUACAGUUGGAAAACGGUAUAAUAAGCAAUUUUAUAUAGAACCCAUCUUCAGCAAACACGCCUUGAAGGCACAGUUCAGCCUUUUGAAUAAUGGUUUUUAAGGCGCAUUUCAGCCCUUUUUAAUUGAAAAAACUAACUAGGAAAAUCAAUUAAGCAUAAUUCAAGAUCAGUGAUUUCAAUGUUUUUACAUUCUCUAACAUUUUUAAUGUUACAAACAUUGAGUACACUGAUCUUGAAUUAUGGUUACUUGAUUUUUCUUGUUAUAGUUUCUUCAAUUAAAAUGGUUGUAAUGCGUCUUAAAAACCAUCAUUCAAAAGGCUGAACUGUGCCUUUAACAACUUUCAGAAAAUGAUGGUAUUGAAGUGACCAUGGAUUGUAAGGAGUUCCUGAGAGUUGGUGGAUCAGCAGGUACACAAGUUGGGACGAAUGAGGGUAAUAUGGUGA
Molecule: messenger RNA, 3251 nt
Organism: Paramuricea clavata
Lineage: Eukaryota; Metazoa; Cnidaria; Anthozoa; Malacalcyonacea; Plexauridae
Source: the annotation of a GenBank genome assembly